Molecule: messenger RNA, 2019 nt
Organism: Odocoileus virginianus texanus
Lineage: Eukaryota; Metazoa; Chordata; Mammalia; Artiodactyla; Cervidae
Gene: TRIML2
Product: tripartite motif family like 2
Biological process (GO): protein ubiquitination; regulation of gene expression; innate immune response
Cellular component (GO): cytoplasm
Molecular function (GO): ubiquitin protein ligase activity; protein binding
Source: RefSeq, a predicted model, not a curated record
CCGGGAUGUCCAAAAGGCCCCGCUCCCAGUUAGAGCAAGACAUCCCAGGAGGUGUCCGCCGUGAGACACGCCCGCAGCCACCGCAGCUGUUCCGCAGUGGUGACCGAAUGGCGGUUUGUGACCACAGUCUCCCGCCCCAGGAGCAUGGGAGUCCUGUGGUGGUGAAUGAAGUGCCAGAGGCGGCCGAGAACUACAGGAAGUUAUUCCAGGAGAUGUUGGACACAUUGAAGGAGAAACUUGAGGCAGCUAAAAUCAUGCUGGCUGAUGAGCAAGAAAGAAUGGUGAUGAUGCAGAAAGAGGAGCAGAAUUUUAAAGAAAUGAUUGAGUCUGAAUAUAGCAUAAGGAUCCGGUUGAUGACUGAAGAAAAUGAGAUGAACUUGCGAAGCCUGCAAGUCAGAUUCAACCUGGAUUUGAGACAAACCAGUCAGAACCAACUGAUGGAAUUUUCCACAAAGCUAAAGGAGAAGUUCCAGGAAACACUACAGAGACUGAACCUUGUGGGGAGAGAGAACAUGAAGAAACUAAAGGAGAGUGAAAUCAGGCUUUCUGAACAGAUCUGUAGCCUCCAGCAGAUCACCGUGGCGCUCGAGGAGAAGUGUAGGCAGCCCGCCUCAGUGUUGCUCCAGAAUGCAAAAUAUGCUUUGGAAAGGAGUGAGUUACUACUGCAUCAGUUUUUACAGCCCGCCCAAAUCACAGACCUGAGUUUGUGCCAAAUAACAGGAAUGAGCAAAAUGCUCAAAGUGCUGCAAAGACCUAUAACUUUGGACCCUAAAACAGCUCAUCCCUAUCUGGUCCUGUCCGAGGAUCUAAGAAGUGUGAGACUUAGAAACGUGCGGCGCGGGGUACCCGGUCACCCUGAGAGAUUUGACUUCAGCGCCACCGUGUUGGGUGUGCAGAGCUUCACCUCGGGGCGGCACUACUGGGAGGUGGACGUGGGCAAGGCGGCGCAGUGGCAGCUGGGCGUGUAUAGGAGCUCCACCGUCAGAAGCAGUUCCGGAAAUAAGGUCUUACUCACAGGCUCUCUCAUGGGAACUGAUCACACCUUCUGGGCUUUUCCCCCUUUCAAAAGGGUCUCCUUCAGAGAGCGAGUGCACAGAGUUGGAGUUUUCCUCGACUAUGAGUAUGCGCAGAUAUCAUUCUAUGAUGCCACAAAGAGCUCCCUCAUCUAUAAUUUCUCUUAUCUCGCCUUCCAGGGAGCUCUCAGGCCUAUAUUUUCUCUCAGUAUCUCCAGUGGAGGCGUGAAUUCAGACUCUCUGACUAUCUGCCUCCCUCACGUUUCUCCUUAUAAUGAUACUGUUGGCCCUCAGUCCUCUUCAAGGUGUGAAAUCUAAUAACCACGAGAGCCCAGAAUGUUACAAGCAUGACUUUGUAUAAAUAAUUUUACAAAGUAAGCCAGUAGAAGAUUUUUAGCACUUGAGUUGGAACCCAGUUGAACACCCCAGAGCUUUUGCAUUCAUGCAGUCCAUAGGCUCACAUAGAGUUGGACACGACUAAAGCAGCUUAGCACGAAGGCACAGCAUGGCUUUCAACACCCUUUUCGUGGAAGUGGUUGCAUUUAAGCUGAAUCAUGAAUGAUAAUAACUAAAGGACCCCAUGCUAAUUAGAACAGCAAGUGCCUAUGCAGCAUAAGAUUGGGAAAUUAGAGGAGAAAAUAGUCUGGGAUACUUAAGACUGGGUUAAGGACUCUUGAGAUUUCUGAAAACAGAAUUGGGUAUAAUCAAGACUUUAGAUUUGAGAAUGUCACCAAAGUGACAUGUGGAAUGGAGACAUCCUAUUCCUGAUGCUGUCAAAGAGUUCUAUCAUCAUUCCACAUGGAGGACAACUUAAUUUCCCCGGAUACAUUAUCUCGGUGGGGAGGAGGUAUUGCAGAAAAUGUGAGUAUUUCCAAGUUGUUUCAAGUAUUCUAUUUCUUUCUUAUAAGAAAAUUAAAUUUCUUAAAAGAAAUUAGACAGUUUGCUGCUUUGUAGUGGUGUUUUGUGUUUGCCUUCGUCUUUCUCUAUUUGAUCACCCACUGAAAAU